This is a messenger RNA of Poeciliopsis prolifica (blackstripe livebearer), 8775 nucleotides long. RefSeq names its product signal-induced proliferation-associated 1 like 3 (gene sipa1l3). Gene Ontology annotation, molecular function: protein binding; GTPase activator activity. Gene Ontology annotation, cellular component: Golgi apparatus; plasma membrane; cytoplasm. NCBI's taxonomy places the organism in Eukaryota, Metazoa, Chordata, Actinopteri, Cyprinodontiformes, Poeciliidae. Gene Ontology annotation, biological process: activation of GTPase activity; regulation of small GTPase mediated signal transduction; epithelial cell morphogenesis. The transcript has 24 exons. The record is from RefSeq and is a predicted model, not a curated record. Bases 422 to 5710 code for a protein of 1762 amino acids.
UUCGGUUGAGCAUUCUUGGCAACGUCUCGCUCGGAGAACAAGCUGCACACUGACGGUGAACCACCGACUGUUUCCCCCCCGAUGUCCAGAGAGUUGUGAUUAACGGACUAACAGAACACACCGGAGCGGGUUUUGGACGAAAGUACAGAGCUUCCUCUGCCGGCACUGUCACACCAAACCUUUCACUAAUUGCUUUGCCUGCACAACUGAGGGCAGAAAAGAAAGCUGAGAAUAAUCCUAAAGAAAGAGGAUCCAGACUUGUUCCAUCAUGCACCACUGAAUUUUCUCCAUCUCCCACUAAAGGCAAUGUUUCUGGGAGCGAGAGGCCACAGCAGAGUGUGUGUGGGGCCCCUCCCCAGCACCCCUCCUGAGAUGGGAUGCCAGAAGCCUUCCCACCGGCCCUGAGCUCUCCCAGGGCGUCAUGAACACCUACAGAGACAGGGGGGUAACCUGCGUCUCCUCAGACCUUCUGGAUGGAGGCGGAGGGUUACCCCAAAACGCUCCACUCCGUCACACCCCCAAUGGCCACCCCACAGAACCAGCAGCACAACCUCGCAUCUCUGUGCCCAAAAUGGGUGUUCGUGCACGGAUCGCCGAAUGGCCUCCCCGUCGCGCGCAGUCUCGGGAGUUGCUGCUUGAAAACGGACAAAACGGGAACAAUCACUACGACGACUGCUCCGUCUCGUCGUCGGUUUUGUCAUCCGACGGCAGGCUGGUGCGAGGAGGGGUCGCCAGGCUGCCCCGCAGAUGGUCGAAGGACGUGGAGUUCAGAGGCGGGGGGUUCGCCGGCGACAGAGGCUCGCCUCUCAGUCUAAGAGUCUUCCCACCACUCAGACAGCGCUCCAACAGUGAAGUAACGCUCAGCGAACAAGAUGAAAAUGAGGUGGAGGCUCGAGGUGGCGGUGGGUUUGGAAACCGGUUCCGAGUGUACGGCAGCACUUCUUCCAUCGACAUCCAGGGCAUUCCCGAGCAAGGCUUCUUUGAAAUGCUCAGUCAGUUCCAGCAGGAGAGACCUGACCAGCGCAGCUCAGCUCCCACACAACUCGGAGAGCUGCUGCGAGUUACGGACCCGUCAAAGACUCCUUUCCCCGGCGCUCCCUCCCCUGCUCCCACAGGUGGGGAUGACAAAGGAACGGGGCGAAAGGACGGUACGGAGAGAGCGAGGAAGAAAAGUGGUGGGACGGAGUCUGCGCUGGGUACUUCCUCUCUGUUCAGGAAGCUUCGGAGCUCCAGUCGGGGGGAGCUGGACGGAGGAAAGGGAGAGACUACCGAGGACAGGGGAGGCAGAGGCUCUUCAGAUGCCUCUUAUAAACCCUGGGUGUGUCCAAAGAGCUUUGUCCACUUUGAUGCUCAGAGCGUCCUGUUCGACCUCCACGAGGCAGCAGCUCAGCGCAGCUUUUCUACUCAGCGUAGGAACACCGCCACCGGAGCAUCGGCCGCAUCGUCCUUGUCUGGCUCCAGAUUGUCAGCUCCGAACCUGAACGACCCCAUUUACUCGAGCAUCGAGGAUCUGACCCUUAACCUCGAUCAGAGCUCCACAGUCCCCUCCCUACCUGCGGACCCUAUAGAUGGGCCUGCAGCGCACACUUCAAGCCCACUGCUCCUCUGCUGUCCCCACUUCCUCAACGAGAUAGGCGGGCAUAGGGAGAGAAACGUGAGCUUCCUCAGCUCCUCAGCAGAACGAGGAGAUGGAGAUGGAGGAAGAGGGUGGCUGAGGAAGAGUAAUGCCAGCAUAUCUGUGCUGGAGAUCCCUGUUGAAGAGCAGGAGAUGAGGCUGGAAAGACUGAAACUAUACGGCAUAGAGCAUGUAGACCAGGGGGCUUGCUACUACAGAGACUACUUCCAUGGGAAAGAGCACUCCAACUACUUCGGGACGGACGAUAAGCUGGGCCCCGUGGCCGUGAGCAUUCGCAGGGAGAAAGUGGAGGAUACCAAAGACCACAAAGACCAGUACCAGUACCGCAUAAUCGUCAGGACCAGUGAGCUCGUGACCCUGCGUGGCUCCAUCUUGGAAGACGCGGUGGCAUCGACGGGGAAACACGGCACUGUCCGAGGUCUUCCGCUCAAAGACGUCCUGGAGCAGGUCGUCCCUGAGCUCAACGUCUCUUGUCUGAGACUGGCGCUCAGCACGGCCAAAGUCACAGAGCAGCUCCUUAAACUGGACGAACAGGGGCUGAGUCACAAGCACAAAGUGGGUGUUCUGCUGUGUCGUGCGGGCCAGAGUACAGAGGAGGAGAUGUACAACAACGAGGAGGCAUCACCCGCCUUCUCUGCCUUCCUGGGGCUGCUGGGGGAGCAGGUGCUCCUCAAAGGAUUCUCGAAAUACGCUGCACAGCUCGACACAAAGACUGACUCGACAGGCACCCACUCCCUUUACACCACCUACCAGGGCUAUGAGGUGAUGUUCCACGUGUCCACCAUGCUGCCGUACAUGCCCAACAACCCACAGCAGCUCCUGAGAAAGAGGCACAUAGGUAAUGACAUUGUUACCAUAAUUUUUCAAGAGCCUGGAGCACAGCCUUUCACCCCUCAGAACAUCAGGUCCCACUUCCAGCACGUCUUCGUUAUUGUUCGGGUGCACAAUCCCUGCUCCGACGGCACCUACUACAGUGUUGCUGUAACACGGAUGGAGGACGUCCCCUCUUUUGGACCACCCAUCCCCAGCGGAGUCACCUUUCGUGAUCCGGAGAACUUUCGUAACUUCCUCCUCGCCAAAGUCAUCAAUGCGGAAAACGCAGCGCACAAGUCCGACAAGUUCCACACCAUGGCGACGCGGACUCGGCAGGAGUACCUCCGGGACCUGGCCGAGAACUACGUCAGCAGCACGCCCCUGGACUCGGCUGGGAAACUGAACAACCUCAUCUCCCUGGCGUCUAAGAAACGUGAACGCACGAAAGCGAGAGAGAGAGCGGAGCUGGACGCAGACGGGGCCGUCGCCUGGAGAGUCCUGGCCCAGGACUUUAGCGGCGGGGCCGCAGAGCUACCCUGUGCCUUGGGAAUAUCAGACGAAUACGUGGUGCUCAUCGACUGCUCCACCAAAGAGGUGGUGUUCAAUUGUUUCUGUAGUGAUGUAAUCGGCUGGACACUGGAGCGGCUGGCAUUGAAGAUCUUUUACGGGAGAGGAGACCACAUUGCGGUCAGAGUACCAGAAGGAUCUGGACACGACGUCACAGAGAUGGUGCAGAGGUUAAAGAUGUUGACAGUCGGGUGCGAGACGGUGGACAUGACGCUAAGAAGAAACGGACUGGGACAGCUGGGCUUUCACGUCCGUCUGGACGGCACCGUCUCCGAGGUGGAGGAGUACGGCUUCGCCUGGCAGGCGGGACUGAGGCAGGGCAGCCGCCUGGUGGAGAUCUGCAAGGUGGCCGCCGUGACGCUCACUCACGAGCAGAUGAUCGACCUGCUGAGGACGUCGGUCACCGUCAAAGUGGUCAUCAUUCCUCCAUACGAAGAGGGCAAACCUCGCAGGGGCUGCACAGAGGAGUACGAGAUGAAGACCAUGGAGCAGAAGCCUGAGCCUGAGCCUCUGGCAGCCGGAUACCGACCUUCUCUCCACCAAACAUGGCGAUGGGAGAGCUCACCCAUUCCUGCGGGACUCCUGAAUGCUCCCAACAUGCCUCGCUGGGGACCCAUGGGCCCUCUGCCUCCUCCUCUGGCCCGCUCACACAAACCCCUGAUGCCAGUUCCCUACAGAGAGCCACAGCACUUCACCUCCAAGAGGCCUGUAAGUUACCCAGAGAACCACUACAACGUGUCUCCUGCAGGAGGCGACAGAGUCCUGCCCUACAGAAACCCCUCUGCCAGCUUCUCGUCGCCCUCCACGGGGCUGGUCGCCCUCUCCGUCAUGGGCUCUCCUGGAAUGACUCCAGGAUCUUUUGUGCACUACAAGCAGUCGCCUGACAGGUUUGGAUCAGUACAGCGCCCCCUGCUGCCCUAUGUACCGCACUUCAGUGUGGACAUCACUUCGAGUGGAGAGUCUUCCUCAGGGUUCAUCAGUCAGGAGAGCACAAUGGAGCGCUGCAAAACGGAGCCUCUCUGGCAUGUCCCAGCAUCAUCGUCUCGAGGACCAGGUGGCGGAGGGGGGCAGAGGAGAAUAACGAGACAGGAUGUCCCGGCCAAAGACUCUCCAAACAGACACUCAAAGGUCGAGGCUCAGUACUCCAGCCACUCCAGCAGCAACACGUUGUCCAGCAACGCGUCCAGCAGCCACAGCGACGAGCGCUGGUUUGACGGCGGACCUGGAGGAGAGCGGGUAGGCGGCGGAUUUCUCGGCGACCCGGUCGAUCCAGACCCGGACCUUCUCAACCAGGGGGGCUCCAAUGACAGCGGCAUCGACGCCUCCACGCACUACAACAGCGGCCACCGCGGACACAAGACCGGCAGCCAGUCUCACAAACCCAUGCACCCCUCGGCGACCUACAGCGGCUUUCCGGAGCUGUCCGUGGGAAGGAGCAGCAAUGGCGGGGAGUCGAGAAGACGGGAGUCUUCUCCCAUUAUGCCAGGCGCUGCCAAUCAGAACAGAGGGUACCCAACCAAAACGUUCCCCCCUCCCAGCUCCAGCGCUGAAAAAAUGGACGCUUUCAAACCAAGGGCCUUCACACCACAGGGCUUCAAGACGCCGGCGGCGGAGAAAGCGCGGCCCGUCCGAGCUUCUACGACGACGCCCACCUCGGGUCAGAUGGGCUCCAGCCCUUUGUCUAGUUCCGCCCCCAAGGAGUUUUACGGGAAGAGCAAAUCGAGAAGUCGUCACACAGAAGAGACCAGCGUAUCAUCUUCAAACACUUCCAAUUCUGAGAGCAACAACAACAAGAAGCUGGUGGAUACGAAUUCAAAGAACGUGUUUGGGCAGCCUCGGCUCCGGGCGUCGCUGAGAGACCUCCGGUCUCCACGUCGGACAUACAAGAGCACCAUCGAAGACGACCUGAAGAAGCUGAUCAUCAUGGACAACCCCGGAGAGACGCCACCGUCCGACCCGUCUCCCAGGCACACCCUGCAGCGCACCUUUUCAGACGAGUCCCUGUGCAGCGGGCGCAGAGACGCCGCCUUCGCCUGCUCCGAGAACCAAACCACCUCCAGCGACGUGCUGUUCACCUGCACGCUGCCCACACGCAAACACUCGAGCUCCUCCAACAACUCCAGCCACUCGCACAGCAAGAAGAUGCCGCUGUCCGCGUCGGAGUUGUCCCUGACGGAAGUGAGAGACAAAGUUCCUCCUCUAAGGAGGCUGGACCCGGGCCUGAUGCCGCUCCCCGACACGGCCACCGGGUUGGAGUGGUCCAGCCUGGUUAAAGCCGCAAAAGCCUUUGAAGCACAAAGAGCCGUCUCCCUGUUCUCACUGAACGAGCCGCAGCUUGGAGGUCCGGAAGCGAGACAGACCGCCAGUCCGGUUCAGUUCAACACUCCUCAGACGCCGCGGACCACGCCGACUUUCAGCGGAGAUGAGGUGCCCAACGACCUGUCGGGUCGGCUCUUCCAGCUCGAGGUGAUGCUAAAACAGCUGAACAAUGAUCUGGAGAAGGAGAAGCAGGAUAAAGUCGUCCUGCUGGCAGAGAUGGCGAACCUGAGAGAAAACAACCAGCGGCUGCAGGAGGAGAGCCUGACAGCCAGCGAGCAGCUGCGCAAGUUCAACGUGCUCUUCACCAACCUCCAGACCGGAAGUGACCGUGAGACUCAGCCUGUGACGCAGGACGCCAGCUCCCAACGGGAGUGACGGACCGGAACCAGACGGGGUGGGGGGCAUAUUUAGCUACCCAGUGGGACUGCCUUAAACCAGAUGCCGUGAGAACAGACCACCUGGACUUGUAAACAAGCAGCUCUCCCGGAGAGUCUGCACCUGUGUGUACUCUGAGCCCGUUUAUUUUUCUAACCUGAAGUGAAAACAUCUCAUUGGACUUGUGAUGCUACUAUGCCGGAGGAGCAAGCAGGAGAAGACUGUUUUAGAGAACACUACGUCACCUGGAGAGGCCUAAUACUGUUUCUGCAACAAAUCAGCCAAAAAAAAAAAAUAAUAAUUAAUCGAAACUGCAUCUCCCAGAAUGCACUACACAUUGUGGAAGCUCUACAGGUAUGAUUAUACAGACGCCUGUGUGGUACGAUUCUCAUCAUCAACAUCACACUAAUAAACUAAAUAGAGAGGUGUGAGUGUGUGUGGGUGUGUGUGUGUGUGUGCGCGUGUGCGUGUGUGUGUGUGUGUGAAAAGCGACAAACAGACUUGUUUACUGUAAUAUAAACCGUUCAGGCUCUGUUCUCCGUUAACGAGGAUGUACUGUGGCUCUCAGACGUGAACCGAAGCCCCGUCGUCGUUCUGACCUGCGAUGAUGUCAUGGAACUAAACUCAGUGAAACAAUAACACCGUAUCUUCUCGGUUUGACUCCCUGCUUUAGCAGAACCUGAACAUCUCUGAUCCAGAACCUCUGGAUCUUUGUUUUAACCUCAGUUACUACAGUGUGUCUCUUAAAGAACAGCCAUGACAUUUUGAGUGUUAUGCUUUCAUUUGGAGACCCGAUCUACAGCGAUGAAACAACAAGAUUAGGUUGUCAUUUUAUAAAUAAGAUAAGUUGACUAUAAAUUAUUUCACUUUUAGUUCUAUUUUAAAGGGGGAGGUGUUAUGUAAAAUUAACUUUUUGUUUAACUUUAUCAUCAUGUUAUUCCCUCAACAAAAACGUACCCGAAGUGUUGCUUUGAUUCUUUCGUGCUUGUUCUGUAAAACCUUGAAUCUCAGAUGGCAGCUGUUCAGGGUGUCUGUAAACGCUUGGUUUGUCAAAGCUCCGCCCAUGUCCACGUAGCUCCGCCCAUGUUCACAUAGCUCCGCCCGUUUCCACAAAGCUCCUCCUCGGAGCUGCACUCACGAGCCGAGCUUCAGCCUCCUAAGAACGGCAUAACGAGGAGCAUUGCUGUGAUGACGUGCUGAAGGCGGGGUGUUAAGAAGAGUAGUAGCUUCUUAAAGAGACAGUGGCCCAAUAACAGCAGAGUGGCCCAGUUAUUAUUGGGCCACUCUGCUGUACUACAAUAUGAGCCUGGAAGACGCAUAAUGCCUCCCUUUAAAUUUUCAAGCCAGUAAAUGUCGAGUCCGACUGAAAAACUGACGACUGUUUUUUUUUUUUAAGGUAAAUCCUUCUCAGGAGAAAAAAUGAGCCUAAUCCCUCAAAAUGUCAACCUGUCCCUUUAAUUUGUCAACAUGAAGCUCCGUCGCCCUGGACAUGUACUGGCAGGAAGCAUCGACUGCACGUAAAAAUUCACUGAACGACGCUGUGUGAGCGUGUGAACAGGUUCCUCUCAGUAAACUAAGAUAUCGUCAAAAAGUUCAUUCAUUUCAGUGAUCUCAUUUAAAAAGCGACAUAUUUUAUUCCUGAUAGAUUUCAUGGACGCACCGUGAAGCUAAUUAAAAAAAAAUAAAUCUAAGUCUGUCUCAGAGGAUUCAAAAAUAAUUUUAAAAUGACUAAAGCAAUUUUCAUUUCAGAACGUUUUCUCCUGGCUACAGUCAUCGACUGCAGGAUGCUGGAGUAUUCAAGCAUAGAAAUGGAAAGUAAAGUGGAAGAAAAAAGUGUGGAAGACAAACAUGUCUGAGUUUCACUUUUUGAAAUUGAACAAUAUUCUAAUUUACUGAGAGGCCUCCUUUGUGUGUGUGACCCCCGCCCCAUAAGCUAAAAUGAACCCAAAUAAACAAAAACACUCUGUACACCCUCUAUACAGCCUUCCUAAUAUUGUCUACUAUAGCUAUUUUCCUACAGAAGAGUGUGUUUUUAGGAUCCCUGGUACUUUAUGGACAAUAUAUCCCAGCAGAGGAUAAAUCAGAGAUAUUUCUGAUGAAAACGUCUCUGUACUUCUUUACUGAAUUCUCCAACCCUCUCAGGUUCUUUGAUGCUGUUCAGCGCUGCAUCUCCACCAUCAGAGACGAUGUGCUGCUGUUUAUGCUGUGUUCGGCGCCCCUUUAAUAUUUCUGGGUUGAAGGACUUUUUAAAAGACGCCGUCGGAGCCGACCGGUCUGGAAAACAGCUCUGUUUUGUUUGCAUAUAAUCUACAAAUGCAAGCGGAAAUGCGAACUUGUUCAUCAGCAGCUUACUAAUCGUUCUCCGUGAGACGACAAAGUGCAAAGGCUGUGAUAGUUCAGUAAGCUUCACGUCAAACGCGACUUGAAAUGAGACGAAAGGUUUUCCUUCUGCUCGUUUUGUCGAAGUGCAGCUUCAGCUCUGAUGUCGCCGACCGUCUGAGGUCCAUCGCUUUGACCAAUCAGACGGCAGCCACUUUGGCCCUCACGUCCCCUCACGGUCACAGUGAAGGACACCAUCCUGUAGAAAACGUCUUUUUGUUGUUCACUCAGCUUUGUGGGCGUUGCCCUAACUUUAGUCUUAAUUUCCUGUUUGCUUUUGUAAAACGGUUGCAGUUUCUUAUUUUCUCUCUCUCUAUAUACAUAUAUAUUAACAAAUAUAAAUCAUGCUAUGAAUCAUUUUUAAGCUAUUUAAAGCGUACACAACUCCCCCUCCCAUGUCGAACAAGGCAGUGACUUAUUAUUACUGGUAAUUUUGUUUUAAUGUUAAAUAUUUUUUGUAAUUUAUUUUUUAACCCGUUGGCCACUGUUGCAGAACAGUGAGGAGAAGAUACUGUGUUUUAAACGUGCUGUUUUACCUCUGAUUUCUGUUCAUAGCUGAUUUGUUUGAUGCCUCUGCGCAUCAGGGGUUCCUUCAGCCGAAACAAAAGCCUUCUGGAUUUCUUUGUAAUAACUUGUAAAUUGUAAAUUAUGUUUUCAUUAUUUUAUAAAAAAAAAAUUAAACUAUA